GCACCUGACAUUGACGCAAAGAGUUUAUUAAGUCUAGGAAAAUUGACGUAUGACGUCAUGAUAUGUUUUAUCUCUCAGAUUAAUUUCGUGCAUCGUUUCGUAAAAUAAAUAAAAGUUAACAAAUUUUUGUUCUCGAGUUCCUUUGUUAUUACAAUUUCAUUUCUACUUAGUGUAGUGUAUUAUCUUGCACCUUGAUUGAAACCAGAAAACAAUGGCAAAUAUCGCUGGGACAGGUGCAGUGGCUUCUGCGCCUGAAGAUCUUCCGCCGCCUUACUCAGCUGUUGUGGGUAACCCACAAUAUGGCUUCGUAGCGCCUGGAGGUGAACCAUAUGCGGCUGCUGGCGGUGCUUACCCGCACCCGCAGGCACAACCUAAGCAGUAUACAGCUCCGGGGGUUUACCCACAUCCUACAAUCACUGUGACAAACACUCAGCCGCAAGCAGGCGACAUGGGGCCGCCGCAGCCGCCCGGUCCCGUGCCUGUGGGCAUAGUACUCCCGCCUGCAGUGGGCACUGAGCCCACCACUAUAACUUGUUUCAACUGUGGCAAAGUGGUCACUACAAGAGUUACAUACACAACAGCUUGGCAUACCCAUCUAGUGGCUGGAUCUGUGUGUGUUAUUACCAUGAUCUGCUCUCUCUGCUGUCUUGGACUGGUCCCAUACUGCUUUGAUACAUUCAAGGAUGCAGAGCACUACUGCCCCAAUUGCAAUACUUUUAUUGGUAAAAGUAGCAAGUGUUAAGUAAUUGGGAAAGACGCUACAAUCAUAUUUUGAUGUGAAGAUUUUGGCUCCAUCAACGUAAACAAGAAAAAGAUAUAAAAAAUACAUAAAUUUUUCUGAAGCAAUUAUGGUGCCAUCAAGUUAUUUAGAGGCAUGCUCCAUAUAUUCAAUGGUCUUUGUUAUUUUAUUAAUGCUUAUAAAUUCCUAAGUGUUAUGACUAAUGUAAAAAAAUGUCCUAAUUCACAAUGGUUUUCAGCACAAUACUACUUCACCUGUUAUCUGUUUAUUGAAUAAGUAAUGCCAGCAAUUACUCACAGGUUCACGGUACACUAGUGUGGUUUACAAUUCAGGUGAAGUUGUGCGUAAGAAGCAAUAAAUGUUUCCUUAACUCUCUUAUGAUUGUAAGUCAAAUUAAACGUAAGAAGACUCUGAAUGGAAAAUGUUUUAUGAUUCAGAUAUCUUAUUCUACAACUAUAUAUGAAAUCGAAAUAAUUGUACAUUAAAUUAAGGCCUCUCUAUCUCUUAUAAAAGGUGUUUUAUGUUUAAAUUUGUGGCAGUGCUAUUUAAAUACAUUACUGUAAGGUACAAAGAGUAAGAAAGCGGCUGAAUAUUUUACAAUGUCUUUUAUCUGUAUUUUUCAUAAUUUUUAUUCCAAAUAGUUAUGGUCUGUUUCAUAUUUGUUUGUGACAUACCUACGUAAAUAAUAUUAUUUUAUUUUACAUGUAAAAUGACCAAUUAAUUAAAAAUAACGGUUUACGAACGCAAGCUUC
Molecule: messenger RNA, 1491 nt
Organism: Spodoptera litura
Lineage: Eukaryota; Metazoa; Arthropoda; Insecta; Lepidoptera; Noctuidae
Product: lipopolysaccharide-induced tumor necrosis factor-alpha factor homolog
Molecular function (GO): zinc ion binding
Source: RefSeq, a predicted model, not a curated record